AUGUUGAUAGACUUGAUAAAGAAGAGUUCACAAGAAGCUAGAGAAAGGGAAGAAAUAUCCCGAGAAUCAUUAGAGAAAAAUCUCAGAAAAUCACUAAAGGAAGAUUUACAAGAAUCAUUAGAGAAGAAUUCACAAGAAACAAGAGAAUCAUUAGAGAAGAAUUCACAAGAAACAAGAGAAUCAUUAGAGAAGAGUUCACAAGAAACAAGAGAAUCGUUAGAGAAGCGUUUACAAGAAACUAAAGCAUCGUUGGAGCAGGGUUUACGAGAAACAAGAGAAUCACUAAAGGUUUUACAAGAAAAUAACACAUCAUUAAAGGAAGAGUUACAAGAAACUAUAGCACAAGAGAUCAAAACAUCACAGAUGAUGAUGGAAUGUAAUCUAAAGAAGGAAAUACAGGAGCUACAAGAACAGUGGAAAAUGGAUAUCAACGAGAGAGAGAAUAAGCUGCAGAAGAGCAUAGACCAAGUCCAGGGAGACGUGGAGAAGGUGGAAGGAAUGUUAACAAAAAAGAUAGAAGACGAUAUUGAAGAAACGAAGGCCGAGUUGGGGGAAAGAAUCAACGAAGUGGAAACAAAUUGCAAUCAUCGAAUCGCCGAGGUGACGCAGAUGCAGAAACAAUGCAACGAGGCGGUUAAGGGGAUAGGAGAUAGGCAAAACCAACUAGCUGUCAAUCUGAGAAAUGCUAUAGCCGUACAACGAGAAGAGGAUAAAAAAAGGGUUGAAAUGGAGGUCAAGCAGUUACAACAGGGAGUGCAGCAAUUGGAAAGCAAAACAGAAGAAAUUGAUAGUCGAAUUAGCAAUGCCACCUUAGCCGUUGGGGAAGGGAUAGAUUGGUUAAAUGAAGUUGAUGCAGUAGUGAGUUUUGAUGAAGGUACUAUCAAAGUCAAAGGAAGAAAGGGAGAAGAGAAGAGGUUGAAAUUUGCUGAGGGGAAUGUGAUCGAAGAAGAGGAAGAAUUCAGAAGAAUAAAUUUGUGUCACGAAGAUGAACCCACCGCGGGAUACGGGGAAGAGGAACCAGGAGCAGAAGUGUUGAUAUACCUUGAGGGACUAGCACGAGAGGAUAGACAUAAAGAAGACAAGAUCAGAAAAAAAUUGGAGGAGAUGACGCACCUAGAUGAGAGGACUAAGAAGAAAUUAGCUACAUGUGUUAAUGGGAACCAAGCUCUUUUUCCCAUUCCCACCCUCACUGCUCUGGAACCAAUUAGCAGAGUUUACAUGGUUGAUGGGGGUUUUCUGUUGCACAGAUUCGUAUGGUGGAUGGGGCACAUGUUCAACCAAAUUUAUAACUCAUAUCUCUAUUAUGUACCAAGUAAGCACAGUCAAGGUGCAACAAUUAUGUUCGAUGGGUACCCAGUCGUCCAGAAGACUACCAAGCCCAUCGAGCGCUUUGUGAGGCAGUCCAAAAGGGAGUCCAUGGAGGUGAAGUUUAGCAGCUCCAUCACACCAACAGUUUUGCAAGUAAAUUUUCUAUCAAAUGGGAAAAGCAAGGACAGUUUCAUCACCAUACCGAUGACAAAAUGCAAUGAAAAUGAAAUUGUCUCCAAGCAGACAGUUGAUGAUGCAGACACACUGACACAGCGAAUGCCAGAAGCCGUACCUGUUGCUCACACAAGUGUCGCAAUUGUGGGCGACGAUUUUGAACUUCUGGUCAUAAUGAUGGUCUGCAAACUUCCCCGCAGUGCAUAUUUCCUAAGGUCAGGGAGAGAUACCACACCUCGUUACCUCUACCAUCGUGGAAGUGCAGUGGAGAAGAGCCUUGACAACCACUUGCUCUUCCUCCACACAAUGAUUGGUUGGUUGCAAAGCUUACGUCUGUAUUAUUCAACCAAGCCAAAGUAA
Molecule: messenger RNA, 1842 nt
Organism: Schistocerca nitens (vagrant locust)
Lineage: Eukaryota; Metazoa; Arthropoda; Insecta; Orthoptera; Acrididae
Product: protein hook homolog
Exons: 3
Coding region: 1-1842 (613 amino acids)
Source: RefSeq, a predicted model, not a curated record